CCGUGGGUGCUGGUUGUGUGUGUGAGAGGAGAGAGCGAGUUCUCCAGCCCGCAACCUCUCACUAGCUGUUGCUCUUACCGUUUUCGAAUUCGCUGUUUUUAAUCUGUGGCUAAUUUCGUCUUAGCUUCAUUGUCCUUCAGAUUGAUAAUGAAAAUAGCAUUAUUCUUAUUGAUAAUUUCCAAUUUAUAUAAUAAUAUCUAUACUAAUGGAAUGCUAAUUAUAACUAAAGACGUAAUCUUUAGCGUUAUAGGAGCGAGACAAAAGUGUGCGACUACGUUCUCAGCGUUUGUGUUGACGGUUAUCCAGACACAGUAACUGCCGUGAGUUUGUGUACAAUCUGAAGACGCCAGUGACUAGAUUAACUGACUAGAACAACAGAACUUCCCAGUACCAAAUACAGUACAGUGUACCUCUCACCCAUGUACGUACAGUACCUACAUACGUGAGAUAUAUGACACAGAAAUAUAUAUAAAUUAUAUAUGCUCUUCUCAGGUGAAAUACAAUAUAAAAAACUGAUUAAGAAUUCAAGUAUUAUGUGUAUCUCAGGAAAGAAAUUAAAACUGUUAAAGAGUGAAGAAGUAAAGUGAGAAUUUGAACCUGAGGAUGUGUCGCUUAUAGUACUAGACGGUGUGGACCAACAUGGUGAGAAUCUUUCGUACCUCCUGCUGCUGCCGUCCAUUUCUCUGGCUCUUCCUCUGCUGUUGUCUGGGUACGGGCGCUGGCGGCAAAUGGAGAGGUCCUCAGCCGGAGUUCGGAGAGGCAGAGAACACGGUGAAAGUCCAGGAGGGUCAGACUGCCCGGCUGCCUUGUGUUGUGUUACAUCUUAACGACAGGGCGGUGACGUGGCUGAGACGACGAGACCUUCACAUCCUCACUACCGGCCAUCACACUUACUCUGCUGACGACCGAUUCCAGGUGGUCCACAGCCCCGGCAGCGAUCAGUGGACGCUGGUGGUGACCUACGCCCAGUUGAGAGACUCCGGCAUCUACGAGUGUCAGGUUAAUACUGACCCUAAAAUCUUCAGGCCAGUCACACUCAACGUCUUCGCCCCUGAUGACGAUGGAACAACAAAAGCCCCAAAAGAGUCAUCUAAACCGAUUGCGGUGGCCAAGGACGUGUUCGUGGCCAACAACACAGCCUCUACUAGGGACGGUCAUCUGCGGGUAGAAAUCCUGGGGCCACGGGAGGUGUACAUUGAAGAAGGCUCCUCCCUCACUCUAACAUGCCUGGUGACGUCUACUUAUGGCCCAUCUACCCUGGUCUACUGGUACCAUGACACCCGCCUCAUCCAAUACACUUCCUCUAGGGGCAGCAUUAAACUCAAGAUCGACCAUGAGCGGGGGGAGACCAUUGCCCGGCUGGUGGUGGAGACGGUGACGGCUGAGGACUCCGGGAUGUACUCAUGCGUCCCCUCUGGCUCACAUCCCGCGUCCAUCCGCGUCCACGUCCACCAAGCAAAACAAGAGGCGGCAAUACACCAAGCAGGCAUGAACCACACUAGUUCCUCCACCACAAUCACCCCUGUUUCCUUCCUUCCUAACCUCCUCCUUCACCUUCCUUUCCUUCUCUGCCUUCCAUACCUCCACGUACCUGCAUUCUACUCUCUCAAUAACCCCACCAAUACUUUACUCUUCCUUCUCUUCUAUUCCAUUUCUCUAUUUCACUUCCCAGAUACGUAGCGUCUCUCGUAUAACGUGUUCACAUUUUGUUCAAAUAUUUUUAUUAUCUUCCCGUCUGUGUUAUGUUUUACCACCAUGUGCCUCAAAAGCUCACUAUUUAUCGUCUGUUUUUCUUUGUCUUUUUUUUUAUUUUCUUUUUUUUCUUCAGUUUCUUUUAGUUCCUUUGCUGCUUCCCACCUUCACACUCAUCUUUCCUCUUACACCCACUUGAGUUUGUGCAUUUUCUUUACCUUCGUCUUUUCUUUUUUUGCUUGUUUCUCUCCCUUUCCCCUUAAUUAGCAUUUCUUCCUGCCACAUCUGGUCUGUUUACCUUCAUUCCUCCUAAACUUCAAAUAACCCGAGGCUGAUGUGAGAGGCAAGGGACACAAGAAGGAGAUUCAGUGACUUUGUUUUCAUGUUUAGUAAGUUUUUUGAUGAGUUACAAUUGAAACCUUCGAGUGAUUCAUACUUUGGAAUUGUGUGGUUAAGAAGAAGUGGAUGGAAGGGAAAUAAGAUUUAGGCAGCAAAUACGAGUUUCGAAUAAUUAUCAAAAUACACCUAAGUUAUUGGUUAUGAUCUACGAGAAUAUUGGCUACCUUAAAGGAAAUUGAAAGAGCAUGAGUUACAGGCUCGUAGAAUUUAAGGAGCACCUCUCUCUCUCUCUCUCUCUCUUUCUCUCUCUCUGUCUCUCUCUCUUAUCAAAAGAUGAGAAAACACUGAAGUUAUCACAGAAACAAUCAAAACUUCAUUUGGGUUAAAAUUUUGAUACCUGAAACAUAUUUCUUUUCAAUUGAUGCACAGGAGUUGUCCAUCAUUUUGCCAAUUAAAGUAUUCACCUCAUCUUUGUUUUCUCUAAGAAAAAAGUCACAGUGUUCAAUUAAACGUCUACGGGCGAAAGUGUCUCUACUGUACUUCAUAUCGACAUUAGAACAAGAUUUAUUUUCCAUCAUAAGAAUCUCGCGCAUGUAUCACGACUUACGAAAGGAAAAUCAGAAAAAAAUUAAAAAAAAAUCCUUGAGUUCAGGCCACUGGUAGUUGACGAAGCUGAUAAAUAACAACACAAAGCAGUGAAGGAAAAAAAAAUCAGAAAGUUUUUCCUCCAAACAGCGAGGAUUCAGAAACGCCGAAGGAGAAAUAUUUAACUACAACACUUGUCAGCACGAGCGUUCACUGAUAUAAUAUAAUAACAACAAAAGAACACAGCGAAAAAAGGCUGAUAAGAGCUGGAUAUCUGAAAUAAAGAAACCACAAGAAAAAUGGAGAAAGGUUUUAAGACGAAACACCGGAAGGGAAACACGAUACAGGAGAUGGGAAAUACAAUUAAAAGAAGAGUUGAAAAUAACAAAGUAUAAGAAAUACACCUGACAAGGAAAGAACUGCACAAUGAGGCUGACUUACACUCACUGAUUGGCCCACGUCUGUAUGAUGACCAAAGCCCUCUAAUGUUGUUUCUUCUUUCCUUCUCGUUAAAACAAACAAACAUCCUCGGAAUUAAAUGUCUGAGUUGUUUCCCUUUUCCCGU
Molecule: messenger RNA, 3181 nt
Organism: Homarus americanus (American lobster)
Lineage: Eukaryota; Metazoa; Arthropoda; Malacostraca; Decapoda; Nephropidae
Exons: 10
Coding region: 640-1680 (346 amino acids)
Biological process (GO): synapse organization
Cellular component (GO): neuron projection membrane
Source: RefSeq, a predicted model, not a curated record